CAGUGAAAACAACCAAGGGAAGCAAAGAGGCUGAGAGAGGCCUCGACCAUCAUUGAAUCGAAGUGAAAUAAAACGAAUCGAUUUUCCGAAAUGAGCCUUUCCGGAAAAGCAAAAGACAACAGCAAUCUGCCAUGGGUCGAAAAGUAUCGGCCUGAGCGGUGAGUCCUUGCAACGGCAUGCCGUUUGCUACCAACACCACUCCCGACAAAUAGAAAGAGUAGCGUGAACUACACUGAUCCAAUCUGUUCAUUCAAGUCAUUUAAUUUGAAUUAACCCUUGGGUUGUUGGUAGAUGCGGAAGUACCUGUUCAUACUGAUAUGAAUUCGUAAUUUUUGUGGUUACUAGUGUGAAGCUUGUCCCUUCAAGUUCCUUCCAAUCUAACACACAUAUUCUAAACGCAUUCCACAAAUUAUGCUUAACUGUUAACUGUAUUCGGCUAUUGUUGUGAAUGGAUUCGCAUCAUCAACCCGACUUUUUAAUACCUCCAACCUAUUCCAUUCAGGCUUGAAGACUUGGUGGCGCAUGAAAAGAUUGUGAACAUCAUCACCACAAUGAUCGACAACGACAAUCUUCCGCAUCUGCUCCUCUAUGGACCCCCCGGAACUGGAAAGACCAGCACAAUCGUUGCUGCCGCCAAGCGCAUGUAUGGUGCCUCCAAAUACAGUUCCAUGACGCUAGAAUUAAACGCGAGUGACGCCCGUGGGAUCGGCGUGGUCCGGAACGAAAUCAAAGAGUUCGCUGGCACCCAACAACUCUUCUCCCGGGGAGUCAAGCUCAUCAUUCUAGACGAGGCCGAUGCGAUGACGUCCGACGCACAGUUUGCCCUGCGCCGAGUAAUUGAAAAAUAUACUAAGAAUGCACGGUUUUGUCUCAUUUGCAACUACGUUUCGAAGAUCAUCCCGGCCCUCCAGUCCCGGUGCACACGAUUCCGGUUUGCUCCGCUGGCUCCGAGUCAAAUCCGCGGCCGUCUUGAGGAAGUUGCAAGAGAAGAAAAGGUGCCAAUCACAAAGGACGGUGUUGAAGCUAUAUUGGAUCUUAGCGGUGGGGAUAUGCGACGGGUCCUGAACUUGUUGCAGUCGACGGCCAUGUCCCUGUCGGCAACAAGAAGCAGCGUUGCUGCCACCUCAUCCGACAUGGAAAUCGAUGAUGAGAAUGCGAGUAGAAAUGCCGCCGUCGACGAAAUAGCUGUGUACACCACCAGUGGCUCUCCCCUUCCGAAAGAUAUCGAUGAAAUCCUCGCUUCCCUGCUGAACGAUAGCUUUCGCGACUCGUGCAACAAAAUUUCAGAGAUGUGCACCACCAAUGGAUACGCCCUGGCGGACAUCUUGAAGCAGCUGACACUGAAACUAUGCGCGAUGAAAGGGUUGGAUUCGAUUCCGCUGGGGAGACUGCUAGAUGGAAUGAGUCAAGUGGAAUGCAGAUUGGCAAUGAGCGGGAUUGAAGAGAAAAUACAAACCGCUUCUCUGGUUGGGGUAUUUGUAGAAACGAGAGAACGACUGGAAAUUAAACAAUAAAGAAAAAGCAAAAGUCAAAUAAUUAUUUCAUGAAACU
This is a messenger RNA of Pseudo-nitzschia multistriata, 1551 nucleotides long. The record is from the annotation of a GenBank genome assembly. NCBI's taxonomy places the organism in Eukaryota, Bacillariophyta, Bacillariophyceae, Bacillariales, Bacillariaceae.